CGAAGGGAACGAAGAGAGGCGGGUGUGUGGCGCGGUCGCGGUUGCAAAUAUCAGAGCUGGUGAUGCUGAUGGGUAGAGUGUUGUCGGGAGAGAGUGGUGGGUCGGUAGACAGAGAGAGAGAGAGAGAGGUGGUGGAGGGGGAUUACAGGACAUGACAUGAUGUUCUUGGGAGUCGAGGGAAGCGUUGCUCAUGACUGAUUCGAGGGGAUGAGUUUGUUGCUCGUAGGUGUGUGAGCAGUGGGAGAGAGAGAAGGUAGGUGUGGUCCGGGGAGAGCGGAAGUUGUGUGGGGAGAGGCGGUGGCGGGCAGGAGGAAGAGGGGGAGGGGGGGGGGGGGGGGGGGGGGUGGGUGAGUAGGUAGGAGGAGAGAACGGUCCGAUUAUGUCCUCGUGUGCUCGGGGUUUUGUUGACCUCCAUAGAAAACGACGAGCUCCGGCUAUGGUGGCCGAGUGAUUACCACUCCCUCUCCUCGGGGCAAGUUGUGGUUUCUGUGCGUAUCGGGCAUGUCUUCUGUAGCAAUCCAUUCGUCACCUUUCUUUCCCUUGCGUUAUUCACUUCUCUUGUCUGCGCUGAAAGGAAGGGCUCGACUCAAUACCGAGAGCGGACGGUUGGGAUGGGGGGGUGGGGGAGGGAUGAAGGCAGAGGAUAACGGGUCGUAGUAGCGUGUGAAAGACAAGGCAAGGCGAAGGAGUCGUAAUGUGUCUGUUCAUCGGGGUGCAAAGGACAGGGUGGUGGGAGGGCAGGGGGAAGGUGGACUAGCGUCCGGCAGCUUCCUGAUGGGGAGAGAAAAGAAGGGGAGGUGGUAGAUGUUAGUUACUUCUGUAGUUAAGAGGAUUCGCUAGCAGUUGAGCAUUGAGCUCCCCACCUCUCUUGCAGCACACAAGUUGUCUUCUUGAAUAAUUGUCUACACAUUUCGAAUUACCGAGUCUGUGGGUGUGUUUAUAUAAGAGAGAGAGAGAGAGAGAGAGAGGUAAGUAGGAGAGCAAUCGAAAUGUUGCUCGACUCCUUUUGUGCGCCGACUAUGGAUGCAAGAAGGAAGUCUGUCACAAUCACCGCGUAGAAGAAACUCGGCGUUUCUGCGACCGCGUUGUGUCGUAUUCGCUUGUCGUUGAUAACAGAAUUCUUGAACGAUCUCUCUUUUUUGAACUAUCCCUGUUGGUUAAUUUAGGGGUUAUGACCUUUUUUCUCCCUCCGGUAGCGUGCGGGAAAGGAAGAAGCCAAGCGUGUUUUCUCACGUGGCCUUUAAACACACACCAAGAGGGAUAGCCAGCCAGCGAGUGAGCUGUGGGGCGGGCUAGAUAAGAGGGAGUUUUUAGUUCGGUUGGUGAAGAUUAGUUCUGGGAUUAUCGACGGGGGCGAGAGAGGGAGAGAGAGGGGAGAGGAGGGACGGUAAAGUCCCCGGGGUUUGUAAAAGUUCGAUUACUUGCUUGUGUAGGGUAGGUAGGAGAGAGAGAGCACAGCUUGGCAACAGGCUUUGUCAGAGUAUUUAAGAAGAGAAGAAGUUAAGGUAGAGUAGCAGCAGCAGCAGCAGAGAAUAAGGAGAACAAAGAGUAGGUGGAGUGGGGCGCUGCAGGUCGAGGGCACAUUCGCAGUUCUCGACGAACGAGAUGAUGAUGAUACAGCUGGAAGAGUUGACGGGUCUAAGCAGUCGGGUAACGGGCGGGAAUGGAGGGGGGGGGGUAGUAGUAGGAGGGGGAGGGGGGGGAGGGGGGGGCGGGCAGUCAGGCUCCCCAACGAAUAUCCAUGGGGGGGGGGGUUCUUCCYCCUGCACCGAUACCGACGAGAGACGAGACGUGUUAUCUUCCGUUGGGGGGGGGGCCGGCGCGGGGUGCGAUGACCGCCCUGAGGGUGCCACGAGUCAUCACGAGAGCUCUGCUGAGGGUCAGCUCUGUCUUAACUCCCUUUCUGCGGAUGAACGGCGGAGCUCUGUAAUUACCACUGCCACGUGUCCUGCAUCUGUGGCUUGUCCUUCUUCUUGUCCCAACUCUGUCGCCGGGCUUUCGAAAUCCUCUUCCAUCUCGAAUGGCAACGGCGCGAACACCACAGGCAACAAUAACAGCAGUAGCAGUAUGACCAAGAAAGGGGGGGUGCUGGAUUCCAGGCUAUGGCACGCAUGCGCGGGGGGGAUGGUGCAGAUGGCGGGAGUGGGGACGAGGGUGGUGUAUUUUCCGCAGGGGCACGCGGAGCAAGCGGCGACGCAGGUGCCAUUUGCGCCGGGUCAGCGGGCGGCAAUUCCCUGUCGGGUAGUGAAUGUGGACUACCUUGCGGACCCGGAGACGGACGAGGUGUUCUCGAAAAUCACCCUUCGGCCGGAGACGGAGAGCUGCAACUCCUCUUCGUCGGGGAUACUCUCGCCGACGACCUGCUCGCAUCAGCAGUUGAAAGCCGCCGGCAAUCUCGGAUUAGCGAUGGGAGGAGGGGGAGGAGGGGGAGGGGGAGGUGUGUUGGGCACGAGCGGUACAAGUGGAGGUGUAGGACUAGUAGGAGCCGGCGCAAGCGGCGCUGGGUGUAAUGGCGGAGUAGGGGAGAGAUGCGCCGCCGCCGGCAGCGCUGGCGGCGGCGGCGGCGGCGGAGGUGGGGGCGGUGGUUGCGACAGAGGAGGUGCGCCGACUAACUCUUUUCGAAGCGUGGCCGCGAGCUCGGCGGCGGCUGGCGCAGCUGCAGAUGAAGAGAGCUCUGGGGCCGUUGAGGAGCAGACGAAGCCCAUGUCGUUUGCCAAGACCCUCACUCAGAGCGAUGCCAAUAACGGCGGCGGCUUCUCUGUUCCUAGGUACUGUGCGGAGACCAUUUUUCCGGCCUUGGAUUACAGUUUGGACCCGCCGGUUCAAACUCUUGUGGCUAAGGAUGUUCACGGGGAGACGUGGAAGUUUCGCCACAUCUACCGCGGAACUCCGCGCCGCCACCUUCUCACGACCGGAUGGAGUACCUUCGUCAACGCGAAGAAAUUGGUGGCGGGGGAUGCGAUCGUCUUCCUGCGCAGCGCGUCGGGGGACUUGUGUGUGGGAGUCAGGAGGGCGAUGCGAGAACCGGGCAGCGCAGAUGCUGCCACGUGGCAUUGCUCUUAUUCGCCUAGGAUUCCCAGGUAUGCGAUCAAAGGUGGGGAUAUGUACAGCUCCGCGGAGGGGGUGGCGGGCGCGGCGGGGAUGAUGGGCAUGGGGAUGGUCGGGGUGGGGAGGCGCGGAGGCAGUAGCGCUCGUAAUCGAGCAAGAAUAACGGCGGACUCGGUGCUUGAGGCUGUGGCGCUUGCGGCGCAAGGGAAAGUGUUUGAAGUCGCCUACUACCCAAGGGCAAGCACGGCGGAAUUCUGCGUGAAGGAGCAGUUAGUGCAGAACGCUGUGAUGCAAUCUUGGCAGGUCGGGAUGCGAUUCAAGAUGGCCUUUGAGACAGAGGACUCCUCCCGCAUCAGCUGGUUCAUGGGGACCAUUUGUAGAAAGGAGGAUGCGGAUCGGGACAUGUGGCCGGGAUCCCCAUGGAGAUGCUUGCAGGUCGGUUGGGAUGAUCCUGAGCUGCUCCAGGGGGUUGGAAAGGUGAGCCCAUGGCAAGUGGAGUUGGUGACAACGGUCCCAAUGCCGCUGCCAUCCUUUACGGCGGGCGGUCCAAAGAAGAAGCUUCGGACGGGCCCGGGACCAGGAGGAGGUAGUUGCAUGGAGAACGGGCAAAGUUUUAUGCAGCUCGCUGGAUCUGGGAUUGCAGGAUCGUCCACCACGAGCACACCGACGUCGCCUUCCCUCUCAGAUCUUCAGCGAACGUCAUCGGCUAUCACUGUCGCAAGCAGUGAUAGUCGCCGGCUCUCCCUGCCUUCCGCCGAAGAGUAUUACUCGCCGCCUCGAUCAACGGGUGCAGGGCUUGUUCCACUGCUGGCGGGCCCCGACAGCCUGAUUCCUGUCAAUGUAUCCCCGCCGCAGCUUCAGCCACGACAACAAUCGCAGCAGCCAAUCCUUUUGUUUGGCACGGUGAUCGACAACGUGUCUGGGCUGCAGAGUCCUCACGGCGGCGUUGUGAACACUCGGCUGAUCGAGUUUCCACCUCUUGCGAAGACGGGAACCAGACAGCAGCUGGAUUUGAGUGCAGCCAGCGAUCUCUUCCCGAUCUUGAAGUACAUCAAUCAGCAGCAGCACAGCGAUAUCAGCAGGGUUGGUACAGAGUGGACGUUUGAUUCGAGAGCGGGAAGUGACUCCGUGCGGAUGAGUUCAACGUUCCAAGUCGGAACGACGGCGCAGGGAAGCAUGAUGGGAUCGGGAUUCCAUCAUGGUUCUGACGGUAGUUGGGGUCGGGACAGCUGGCGGAAAGGGUCGAUGAUGGGCUGGGACACGCCGGCAAUCGAAGAGCAUUUAUUCUGCAAGAUCUUCAGAGGUGGAGAGCUUGUUGGGCGCGCGGUGGACCUCGGCAAGUUCUCAAAUUAUGACCAGUUAUGCGCCGAGCUUUCUGUAAUGUAUGGGAUUGAUCGACAUGAGCUUCAGAAGAACAUGGCAUACAGAGACAGCGAGGGUCACUGGGUGCUUGUCGGCGACGAACCGUACAGGCACUUUGCGGGGACGGCAAGGAAGGCGAUGAUAAUGUCGACAGGUGGUGACCAUCCGGCUGUUCUAAUGGAAGCCGGGCUUGCACGAUAGGGAUACACAGACACUCGUGGUGCGACAUAUAUAUAUAUAUUCAAUUUAGUUUCUUCUCUGCGAGAAGGGAAGAUAGCACGACUGGAUCUUGUUAUUGCAGUUCUCUCUACCAUAUCUUGUUCGCGGGGCAAACUUGAAAGGUUUGGUAGGAGGACAACACUGCGGCAGGCAGGUCACAUUUUGGCGAGGACAACAGUUUGUAGGCGCGGUUCUAGAACGGCGAUGGGUGUCCUCAUCCCUAAUGUGCAUAUGGGCAUUCACUCUUUUAAAUGGUGAAAGGCGAUUGCCAAGUUGAGUUCACAUGUGGGAAGGCCGAAUCCGCAGGAGGACUGCGAAGCUUUGGAGGUGGGCAGUUGCAUGUCUAAGUGCGUACCUUGCUGGUGUGGUUGCUGCAAGAGGAAGAGGAGGAAAGUAAUGAGCUGCGGGAGUACAUCUUUCUGAUGGUGUUAUCUCGCGCAUUGGAGGGUGCUCUGCGUCUGAAUCUGGCCAAUCGAUCCCUGGUUACUCUCAACGCCUUUGCUUAGAAAGGGUGUCGGGAAACGCUGAAUGAUGGCCUUCGUCAACUGUCAGCUUGUGGUUCGUAACACUUCGUGUCACCGUGAGCUUGUGGGCCGUCGUCGUUUCAAAUGAGAGAGGGCAAUCUUGGAUGGGCUGGCAGCGGAUGGAAUGUGUCUCUAUUCGUUUGAGUCUCCUUCUGUAGCAGGACAUGUUAAGGAUGUGACGAUCGGACACAAGAAUGCUCAGUGCUGACGGGUACGCUGUACCGUAGGCAAAUAAGCAGGGAAGGAAAUCUGAAAGGCAAGAAACUCGAUGGCCUGGCCGCCUUGAGAUUGAGUGUGUGGGUCGGCGGCCGGAUGCCGCAUGCAAUCAGGGGCAGAUUGUCCGCUAGUGAUCGACGUGGAGAUCAGCGGAUCGUUUCGCUCGUCUGUUUCCGGCUACGGUGUCUGUGGAGCGGCCCUUCUAGCGUGCCUGCAAUUCGUUGUUCGAUGAGGUGACUUGGGACUCGCAAAGCACAUGGGAAAGGACAGACCGACAAGUAGAAACUAAAUGCGAAGGACUGCAGCGGGUAUAUAGCGGUUAUCGAGUGGUUUACCCUCUGGAUACGCUUAGUUCAAUUGAAACUGAUACCAAUCGACUGAUGGGGUGGAAGUUACUUUUACCGGACCGGAUUGGUACCAAUCGACGGACCUUUCGCCAACAGAGGAGGAUCAGGGAACCAGUUUGGUUUAGGUAGGAACGGAUGAACUGGGUUCUGAUGGACGUGUAACUUAACCAGCCGGGUACGGAUCGAAGAAGUUGGUGGAGGGUAUCGGUACGGAAGCAGGUUGUAGUUGGACGUAUUUGGUUCCAAUCUUCGGAUGCAAAAUGAACUCGUACCUGAGCUACCUGGGGUGCAGUCUCUGAAGUUGUAUAGAAGCAAGGAAGAAGCCAUGGGCUGAGCUGUGCAGUGCAUUAAUCAGCUGAUGAAUGUCGGAGUAGAUGAGUAGCGUUGUUGUGCAAGAUGGUAGUGCAGGGUGCCUAUUUGAGCAGCAGCUUGGAGGUAGCGAUCUUCACGCGUACAGGCCACAUGCGACUGUAGCAUAUGCGAAACUUCCUCGAAGGGAACAUGAUGCAGCGGAGGCAAACGAGGAGGGGAACCGAUCGGGAGAAUGGUUAGUCAGGAAGUUCCUCGAAGGACGUCAAUCGAAAUAACGGAGGACAAAAAAGCAAGAACGCAAGUAGUAUGGGUGAAGACUGACUGAGCUUGUACACUAUAGAACUACGGAUGCUUUCUUGUCCCCCCACCCCACCCCACCCCACCCCACCCCACACUCACGAUGCUUCCGACCGUCCUGAUCCACUUUUUUUGCGCAUUUGAUUAUUUUUGCCGAGCUCCGUUUCACUCUUUAACCGUCGUUCGUCGAUCUCACGACGCUCCGUUACCUCUGUGAGUACUCUCUUAUCCCAACUUCACCAAAUUCAUCACCCGCUUUCCCCCUUUCUCUCGUUCCUACGCUUUGCUGCAGAACCAGGUAUUGCCGCCUGAAAGUCUGCUGUGCACACACCCAACCUUUUUUUCAGCUGUUUCGACACUGGAACACGCUGACUGUUUGUUGACGAGUCCCACGUUCGCAAAUGUCUGCCAUGUCCCAUGUAAACUUUGAAUUGCUCUUCUGACUGUCGCGUUCUGUCGCGUUCUGCUGUGAUGAUGUCACUGUAUUGAAGGACAGAAAGAUACCGAACAGGUACCACCAUGUAGCGCUGACUAACGAUUCUUGGGGUCGAGUCCCAUCCAUCGCCUAUUGUAAAUGCUAGGUGAUAGUUUGGUUGAGUUCCGAAAUUCAUUUUAGAAAUUUAGAGGUCUUUUAUUCAGAGUUUUUCUCUUUCGUUUUUUGUUUUUUUGUUUUUGUUUUUUUGUUUCAGGAAUACUCAUUUCGUGAGCUGUAUCUCAGGCUGGUGGUCCCGUCUGUGAAAUUAACUACCUUUCGUCAACCCUGCCCUUGCUCCUGCAAUCUCCCCCACCCCUCCCCUCCCUCCCACCUCCUACCUGCCCCCAACCCAACCCAACCAGACCCACCCACCCUUGAUUCCCCGAGGGAUCAUUCUCCUUACCUGCGCCCUUCUUCGCUUUACAGCUCGAGUCCGUAUCUCUGCUCGUGUACCCCUUGUUAAUGCAAACGUACCGUAGGUCUGACUGAGCCCAUGUCAACGGUGCGCACAACCAGCCAGAUGGCAGAUGACAUGGGCUCAGAAUUCUUUCCACCUACACAUGUUGGUCUUGAUUCUAGCAAAAGGGUGGGGGGGGGAGGGGAGGAGAGGGGAGAGGGGAAAACAGCUGGUGGCGUGUUCGGCCAGUUUGUGGAUUGAUGGUUGUGCAAUCUGGUUUGGAUAUGUCCAACAUCUCUCCGCUUAUAGACCUGCAAGUCUUUGGUUCUCUCUCCGAUAUCAAACAAUUUUCAAGACAGGACUUUUCUUUUCCACUUUUUGGGCAGACACGGAGGGACAUGCUUCUCAGCUGUUCUGUGGUUGACGUGGCAACAGGUCUCCUGUUUUCUGCUCUUGCGUCUCGCUUGUUGCACCUCCGUCGUCCCGCCUUCUCCGUAAGCCCUCCCUUUCCUUUGCCUGUCAAACCUUUUCCUUUUUAGCACACGCUGAUCUUUUCCAUCGGCUUCUCUGCUGUGCUGUGCUGUGCUUUGCUUUGCUUUGCUUCUUCUUGUCCCUUUCUUGCUCCUUUUCGCUCUCUUGGCUUGUCUCAGCGAUCGUACAUGCCUCCAUGUCUCCAUUCGCAUCGACGCACGAGCUCCUCUCUUCGCUCUCCGACCCGCCUUGUCCCUUUCUUACCUUUCUUUUGCUUCAUGGCGGCGUUGGUCAUCAUACCUUUCUUUUGCUUCAUGGCGGCGUUGGUCAUCAUUUCGCCGUGUCCUUUCUGCUGUCUUCAUGCUUACGGUGCUGCCAACUCUUCCUCCCUCCCUCCCUCCCUCCCUCCCUCCCUCGGCUUUCUUCCUUCCCUAAUCGUACGUCUCCUCUCCUUCCUUCGCUUUUCCUGUUUUUCUUUCAUUCCCCUUGUGCUCCGGUUACUCUGAUCACUCUAGACAAUGAUACUUGAUUGUAUCUGACUUACUUUCAAAAGUCAAUUGGGGAUAAUCACCAGGAGACAAGAUGAUAACGCAGAAGUAGUGGGCAGUGCUACUUCAUUGUUGUUCGCGCAUGGCGUAAACCAGCAGCACCUCUUUGCCUUUUUUUCCCUAAAAGAGUGCCUGGCGAGGUCAUGCAGUUCUCACAUGACAAACAAAACUGAAUACUUAUCCGGAUGUUUGCUGAUGGAUGAUACAUGUGGGCCAUUAGGAAGAAUGUAGGAAGGGAAGGGAGGGGUGGGGGGGAGGUGGAGGGGGGGGCACAUUGCUGUCUUACUGAUUCGGACGAUGGUUCUAAUUUUGCUGUUCUGGCUGGUUGAGGGGGAUUGCAAUGUCAGCUGGAUCGUAAUCGCGAUAACACUUUUGAUGCCAGUGCCUGAGGCAGGAGGGACUGCGCUGUUGCAUUGCCUGACGUAAACCGGCCAAUCGCCCGCGGACGUUGCGAAGAACAGAAAUGCUUAACCUAGAGGGUCGAGAUCGUGAGGUGAGUGUUGUAUGUGUGAUGUAGGUUGCAAUUUGUUUCUUCUUUUCCGUCGACGACUCUCUCGUGGAUUGGAUGGAUGCUCUGGAGCGCUUAUUUUUUAUACAGCGGAAGGGGGAGAAGGGGGAGGCGUUGUCUGUUCCUUAGUUGGUGCGAGCUGCCAACUCAUCAGCGGGCCCCUGUUGUGAGCCAAAGCUGCUAGGGUUGUAACCGGUGCUGAGGACGAAGAAGUUAUCCUUGGCUUGUGCUUGUGUAGAUGACCACAAUGCAUGUGGCUUCAUUUCUGGGAAGGGCAUUUGGCCACCUCUCUCUCUCUCUCUCUCUCUCUCUCUCUCUCUCUCUCUCUCUCUCUCCACCUACCCUGCCUAAUGCAGAGCCAUUCGUCGCACGCACACAGGUGGUGUUUCUUCGGAAUGUAAUAUAAUUGCGACGUUCCAUUCUCUACCUCUCUCUUGGCCUCACUCUGUCCUUUCAUCAUUCUCUCUCUGCUGUGCUCAGUGGGGACAUGUAUGCGGUGGAUCUGCUGAGCAUUAUUACAUCCUUUUCGGACUUAUGGACCGAUUGAAUGGCUAUAUCAGGGUUUGGUUCCUUGAAUUACAUAGAAAAAAUAUACUAAGGGAUGUAGUCCGUUCGUGCUGAUUUCGUUCGUCGGGGGGUUUCAUUCGGACGGAUGCAUCACUGUGUAGAGGAUUUAACGGCCAUAGCAUUGAUUGGUAGUAGUUCUCAAUGUUUUGGUUUUCCAGAAUCUGAAGAAGAUUCUGUUCUGGCGAGUAGUAAUACUAUGUAUGGGGUAUUGAAUUGUGAGCGGCGGUCAGUGGCGUGUCGAAAGCGCGAGUGCACGGUGCUGGCGACGAACUGUGUACGCUUUCUGUCAAGGCCGAAGCUUGCGAGGGAGAACACAUCUGCUGUAGCGGAUGUGACGAGGGUGGAGAUCAGGUGUGGUUAUCGAUGAGGGUGGGGUAUAUGAUGUGAAUGGUUGGAUUUAGAGGACCUUUGUGCAUCGGUGAACAGAGGGAAUCUAAGGCAACAGUUAUUGCGCGUGUUGGUACGUAAGGAGUGGGCAGUUCGGGGAGUCGAGGGUGGUCCGGGGUAACGGGGGUAGUGUUGGGGUUCCUUUGCGCAUCAGUGGGAAUAUAUAUAUAUAUUGAAUUGAAGAUCUUGUAAGUAUUAAAUGGGUGUGGAGUUGUGGCAACAGAUGGGUAAAGGGAGAAGAGGAGGGGAUGGGGAGGAAGGCGGGGGGGAGGGGGGAGAGUCAGGUUUGUUGCCUGGAUUGACCCCCUUAAUCACCGAUCGGUUGGUUAUAAGGGGGUAUAUGGGCUUUCAUUCUUAGGCAUGGAUGACUGCCUUGGGACAUCUAACUAUCAUUAUGUGACGUUUGGUUUGUAAUUUUCUAUUUAAUAUUGCUGGUGGACGUACUACGGGUAGUGAAUAUCAUUGUUGUCGUCGUAGUUUCUGCUGGUGCAUAGCGUACACACGGAUCUGGCUGAACCCUUCUGUAUUAGGACGACUUCUGUCCCCGUGUGUGUGUCCAUGUGUCCAUGCUUCGGUGUCGGAGUGAGAGAUUUGCCGACAGGAAAUUUGUGUUGAGAGGGGGCGAAUGGAGAUGGGUGGUCCUAUUUUGUGAUGUUAUUGAUCUGGUGGAUGAACAGGGUAAUGUGUAUGGACUUCCUUCAUAGCUGCAAUUUGUGGGAGGUGAUGAUGGUUAUAACAGGGUGUGGUGACUUCCACUAAUAAGUAAUAAGGAUUGUAGGGACACUUGUAGACGUAGGACGGAAAGCAAUGUUGGUAUUUUCUCUGUUCUGAUGGAUUUCUCUUAUUGAGGGAGGUGGUUUUGUGCGAUCAAGGUGUCUGGUUGGCUGUAAAUCCGUCUAGGUGAUGCAGUCAGGCUGUCUUCGUCCCGUGGGUUUCGGGGAAGAGGCAUUGUGCUCCACCAUUUUCCUCACGUGUUUAGAACGUACGUAUGGUCAUUAUCGCUGUAUGGGGGCUACUUUCAGUCUAGAUACGGCUAAAAUGACCUUUACCAAAGUUCACGUUCUAUUUGGUGGAAGAGGGUUGUUGCCGUACGUAGAAAAUGAAUGACAAGGGUAUCUUCUUCCCAGGUCCGGCGGAAAGACACACUUCCUACUUCUCCCAAUUUGGUGAGUAGUCGAGCCGAACUAGGUGUAAACCUCUUUGCCAGUGGUGUUUGAUUGGGUUGUACUGUUGUCAUUUUUUGAAAGUGUGUGAGUGUGCAACUGUGUGUGACAGUGUGUGUGUGUGUGUGUGUGACAGUGUGUGUGACAGUGUGUGUGUGUGUGUGUGUGUGUGUGUGUGUGUGUGUGUGUGUGUGUGUGUGUGUGUGCGAUUUUCCCCUUGGUCAGACUGUGCUGUAUUAGGACGACUUUUAUCAGACUGUGCUGUAUUCGGACGACUUUGGUGUGAGAGUGUGUGUGUGUGUGUGUGUGAGAGAGAGAGAGAGAGAGGCGGGUCGGGCCGAUGUAAAUUGUGUAGCCUUUUCUGAAUGCUGUGAACACCACUACGGCCAGGUCGCAGCUUUCGAGGUUUUUAAUUCCUGAUCGUCGAUUAUGAAAAUUGUCGGCGAGAAAGAAAGAAUCUGACGCCUGUCGGACCUCGUGCCUGGAGUUGAUCGUGAAACAUGAUUGAAUACUCGUUAUGAUCAUUGCGAACACUGAAAGCUAAAGCCUAUUCAUUUUGACGUUGUGAAAGCUUUUGGGGCACCGACUGGCCUAGCGCGGUUGUUUACACACCCGAACUGUUGAAUUUUUUUUUUGAAAUACCGACCCAAGUCGGAACUGC
Molecule: messenger RNA, 11502 nt
Organism: Chara braunii
Lineage: Eukaryota; Viridiplantae; Streptophyta; Charophyceae; Charales; Characeae
Source: the annotation of a GenBank genome assembly